Messenger RNA from Nerophis lumbriciformis (worm pipefish), 570 nucleotides. NCBI's taxonomy places the organism in Eukaryota, Metazoa, Chordata, Actinopteri, Syngnathiformes, Syngnathidae. The record is from RefSeq and is a predicted model, not a curated record.
AUGAACUGUGGACAAGGAGUGAUCAAGGUGGAAAAGGCCUUGUAUGGGCGCUCGGCUGCAAAGGUUUGCGCGGAGGGAACAUCACAGAAAAUGCUGUCUAAUACACAAUGUGCCCGACCAGACACCUUGGACAAAGUCAAGAUGAGUUGUGACGGAAAGCAAUCGUGUGAAUUAUUCCUGGAGGAUUUCCGCAAACCUGAUCCUUGUGCUGGAACCUCGAAAUAUUUGCAAACGGAAUUUGUCUGCAUGCCUGCGGUUAUUGUGGUGGCGUGCGAGAUGUCUUUGGCACAUUUGUAUUGUGGAUUCGACCAUGUUAUUCAGGUCUACGGUGCAGACUACGGACGCCGUGAUGAGAAUGUUUGUGCAUACAAAAGGCAACCACAAAGGACCAAAAACAAGGAAUGCUUGCACCCGACUGAUAUUGUUGCCAAAAGGUGCAAUGGGAAAAGCAGCUGUAGCAUUUCUGCAAGCAAUCGCGUAUUUGGAGACCCCUGUCCGGGCACCUACAAGUACUUGGAGGUUGCUUACACAUGUACAUAUCCUGUGCAAUCCCACAUUAGCCUCUCAUAA